Closterium sp. Naga37s-1 is the source of this 1164-nucleotide messenger RNA. The record is from the annotation of a GenBank genome assembly. NCBI's taxonomy places the organism in Eukaryota, Viridiplantae, Streptophyta, Zygnematophyceae, Desmidiales, Closteriaceae.
AUGCUGCCGAUCGAAUCCAAGGUUGGAGGUGCUGCAGGUCUGCCCGCGCGCAGUGCAGCAGAGCACGCACGGCUCAGCAGCAGCACACGGGGUGCGUGCUCUCCCAUCGCGUUGUCCUUGCUGCUUGCUUCUCCGCUCACGCCUCCUCACUCUGUCAUCCGCAUUUUAUCGCGUGGCGGGAAUGCGCAAUCUGCUUCCGUCAUCUAUUCCCUAACUGGGAACUUCUACCGUCUUAUUGGCGCCAGUGCGUCCGUUUCCACGCCCACCGUCACCCGCUUGCCUCUCGCGCGCCCGUCGCCGCCCUCCAAGGUCAGGUUCAUGGACACGGGAGCUUCUCCCCCCGCGACAGUCACGGCGGCCGAUAUUGGCGAUGCGGACCGGCUACAGGAGUGGUUGGAGGCGCGGUUGCCGGGCGGCAAGGCGGUGCUGGAGCGGUGGGGCAGUGAGCGGGGCACGAAGCGCGUGGCGAAUCUGUGGCAGGAGCUGGUGGACGGCGAGGUGUGCCUCGUGGACUCGCGCCCGCCGCUGCGCAAGGUGAGCGUGGCGAGCGUGCACGUGCGGCACGCGCGUACAGGCAAGGUGCUGCUGGAGGCGAUGCAGGAGAUGGGGGACGGAACGGUGCGCGCGAGGAACCGCCCGCUGUCGGAGAAGAUGCGGCCCGCGGAGAACCCCCUGGACGCGUGCCGGCGCGGUAUUCUCGAGGAGCUGGGCGAGGACCUCGGGGCGAGCCACCGCGUGUCGGUGCUGGCGGACACGCUGCGGCGGCAGGUGGAGGAGCGCGAGUCGUUCUCGUACCCCGGGCUGCGGUCGCAGUACGAGAUUCACGUGGUGGAGGCCGUGGUGGAGGGCCUGCCGGAGGCGAGCUUCUGUACUGUGGAGAACGAGGGGCAGGCGAAGAGCAGCAGUAAGGUGCACCGGUGCGCCGCUGUCAGCGGCGAGGGGCCCUGCAUGUGGGCUGGCAGUGACAGCGGCGAGCCUAGGCCCAGGCCGUGCGGGCGUGGGGCAGGAGCAGGUGCAGGGGGCAUGAGCAAGGGGGCUGCAGGGCAGGGGGUGAAUGGAGGGGCGUGUUCCAGUGAGGGCGAGGGGCUGGGCAGUGGAAGUGAUGGUGAGCAGCGUGUGCUGGGCGUGAAGAGGCACUUCUGGGUGUGGACGGACAGAAAGUGA